This is a messenger RNA of Scomber japonicus (chub mackerel), 2157 nucleotides long. RefSeq lists its product as uncharacterized. The transcript has 3 exons. The record is from RefSeq and is a predicted model, not a curated record. Bases 1 to 2157 code for a protein of 718 amino acids. Lineage: Eukaryota; Metazoa; Chordata; Actinopteri; Scombriformes; Scombridae.
AUGACGUGUGAUGUAAUCGAGGUAACGACGCAGCGUGGGAAGCGGGCGGAGGAGAGCGGCAGGAAGCAGCAGGAGAUGGAGAUGGAGGACAAGAGCGAGAGGAGGAGGGCGGUCCGGCCGACCCCCCCAAUCAAUCACACAACAACUACUGUUGUUCUAAGGAAGCUGGGAGGGAGUCUGGACGCCCCCAUCCAAACCCUUCCUGCACCCCCCUACACCCUCCCUGCACCCCUCUGCACCCCUCCUGCAUCCCCCUGCACCCCUCUGCACCCCUCUACACCCCUCUACACCCUCCUGCAUCCCUCUACACCCCUCCUGCAUCCCUCUGCACCCUCCUGCACCCCUCUGCACCCCUCUACACCCCUCUGCACCCUCCUGCACCCCUCUGCACCCCUCUACACCCCUCUACACCCUCCUGCACCCCUCUCCACCCCUCUGCACCCUCCGUACCCUCCUGCACCCCUCUGCACCCCUCUACACCCUCCUGCACCCCUCUCCACCCCUCUGCACCCUCCGUACCCUCCGUACCCUCCUGCACCCCUCCUGCACCCCUCUACACCCUCCUCCACCCCUCCUGCAUCCCUCUGCACCAUCCUGCACCCCUCUACACCCUCCUGCACCCUCCUCCACCCCUCUACACCCUCCUGCACCCCUCUGUACCCCUCUGCACCCUCCUGCACCCCUCUGCACCCUCCUGCACCCAUCUGCACCCUCCUGCAUCCCCCUGCACCCCUCCUGCACCCCUCUGCACCCCUCCUGCACCCCCCCUACCGCCUCCUGCACCCCUAUGCAUCCUCCUGCACCCCUUUGCACGCUCUGCACCGCCCUGCACCCCUCUGCACCCCUCUGAACCCUCCUGCACCCCUCUACACCCCUCUACACCCUCCUGCACCCCUCUGCACCCCUCUGCACCCCUCUGCACCCCUCUUCCCCCUCCUGCACCCCUAUGCAUCCUCCUGCACCCCUCUGCACCCCUCUUCCCCCUCCUGCACCCCUAUGCAUCCUCCUGCACCCCUUUGCACCCCUAUGCACCCUCCUGCACCUCCUUGCACCCCUCUCCACCCUCCUGCACCCUCAUCCACCCUCCUGCACCUCCUUGCACCCUUCCUGCACCCCUCUGCACCCCCCUCCACCCUCCUGCACCCUCCUCCACCCCUCUGCAUGCUCUGCACCGCCCUGCACCCCUCCUGCACCCUCCCUACACCCCUCUGCACCCCUCUGCACCCUCCUGCACCUCCUUGCACCCUUCCUGCACCCCUCUGCACCCUCCUCCACCCUCCUGCACCCUCCUCCACCCCUCUGCACUCCUCUACACCCCCCUGCACCCCUCUGCACCCUCCUGCACCCUCCUGCACCCCUCUCCACCCCUUGGAUGACAUCAUCCACACAGAGGUCACAUGUUUGUCUUCCUCUCUGAACUGGAAACGAGGUUUGCCAUUGCAUCCUCCUGCACCUCUCUACACCCCUUUGCACCCCUCUACACCCUCUUGCACCUCUCUGCAUCCUCCUGCACCCCUCUGCCCCACCCCUCUGCACCCCUCUGCACCCCUCUGCCACCCUCCUGCACCCCUCUGCAUCCCUCUACAUCCUCUUGCACCCCUCUACAUCCUCUUGCACCCCUCUGCACCCCUCUGCACCCUCCUGCACCCCUCUACACCCCUCUACACCCCUCUGCACCCCUCUGCACCCCCUCUGCACCCUCCUGCAUCCUCCUCCACCCCUCUGCAUCUUCCUGCACCCCUCUGCAUCUUCCUGCACCCCUCUACACCCCCUCUACACCCUCCUGCACCCUCCUGCACGCCUCUGCACCCCUCUACACCCCUCUGCAUCUUCCUGCACCCUCCUGCACCCCUCUGCAUCUUCCUGCACCCAUCUGCACCCCUCUGCAUCCUCCUGCACCCCUCUACACCCCUCUACACCCCUCUGCACCCCUCUGCACCCCUCUGCACCCUCCUGCACCCUCCUCCACCCCUCUGCACCCUCCUGCACCCCUCUACACCCUCCUGCACGCCUCUGCACCCCUCUACACCCCUCUGCAUCUUCCUGCACCCUCCUGCACCCCUCUGCAUCUUCCUGCACCCCUCUACACCCCUCUGCACCCUCCUGCACCCCUCUCCACCCUCUACACCCCUCUGCAUCUUCCUGCACCCCUCUUAG